UCUGAUUCUCCUCCCAGCGUAAUUUCUAGGGUUUCUUCCACUCGUUCGCGCGCUCCCUCUCUCUUUCUCUCGCUAACCUCUCUAUCCCGGAAAAUGGAUCUCGAGGUGGUGGGCCGCCAUGCCUUGCUCUUCGACGACGACGCCAUGGCGGCGUUCGUCAACUCCGCUGACGCACUUGUAGAGUGGAAUUCUCUCUCUAUAGAUCGGUACGAUGUGCGCCAUCUCUUGCCUUCCCCUCCGCCACCGCGAAAUCGCCGCCGCCACCAACAUUCUCCGUCUCCCAAUCCUGACGAUUCUCUCGAAUCCGAGAUCGAUCAUGAGCGCUACCUCGAUCUACCGUCAGCAUCCGACGAGCAAGGUAAUCAUAGUUUCCCAUUCUAAUGAUAUUAAUUUCAAUUUGCUAGUUAUUGCUUAAGUUGUGUACAAAUACUGAAUAUGUUUACGUUAAAUUUAUUGGACCAAUAUUGUAAAUAAUUUGCCAUAGCUUUAGCUUAUAAGGAAUUUGUUUAUGUAUUAAGGAGAAUGCUUUAAUUUAGUGGAAAUCCUGUUUUGAACUUGCGGUGGAUAAUCUAGAUAUUACAUCUCUCGUCUUGCUUGUGCGCGUCUUUUAGGUUUGAAGGUAGCUGUGGUGCCUUUUAACUCGGUUACUCGUUUAUUAUUUCCCAUCAUAUUUUGCACAUGGAUGUGUAUUAUUCUGAUUGCUAACCAUUGCGGGUUGGAAGUUUAAAUUACUAGAGAACUAUGAGGCUAUUUCAAGAGGGGGAAGUGGACGGACACGAGGAGGGCUUUAAUUUCUCCAAUCCAUACUAGUAUGGAUGGUAGAAAGAAGUAAAAAAAGGAUAGCUUAGAAGUGAUGUGGAUUUAUAAGAGGAGGUCCAUCUUUCAAAAUAAUCUCUUUCUUUUUUUGGGAGAAAAGAAAUAGUGGGAUGACUUCUCCCCAAUUUUUUUCAUCUCAUUUCAAUAUCCUAAUGAUGAGUUACGUAUUACCAGUUUGAUUUUUCUCAAAAUCUCCUAUUUUUAGGGAAAAAGAAACAACAGGAAAGGAUGAUAUCUUAUAGUUCUUAUUUUCCUCUCCCCAUUUUCUCUUAUUAUUUAAACAUCGAAACAAUGAAUAAUGUACAAGCAGUUAUAUUUUGAGAUUUUUGCAAAAAUAUCCUGCUUUCUCUUAUUAUUUAAACAUCGAAACAAUGAAUAAUGUACUACCAGUUAUAUUUUGAGAUUUUCGCAAAAAUAUCCUGCUUUCUCUUAUUAUUUAAAUAUCCAAACAAUGAAUAAUGUACUAGCAGUUAUAUUUUGAGAUUUUCACAAAAAUAUCCUGCUUUUCUUGGAGAAAAGAAAGAAAGAAAAAGAAGAGCAGGAUGAUAACAUAGAGUUCUCAUUCUCUUCUCAUUUAGAGAUCCAAACAAUGGAAUAAUUCAUUUCUUUUACAAGUUUGUCUUUCCACUUCUCUCUUAAUCAACAUAUUUAUAGUGUGCAAUUCAUUUACUUCUAUUGCUUCUACUUGUGUGAAGAUUCAAGGCAAAAUGGUUUAAGCUGAUUCCAUUUAUCAUUGUCUCGCAGAUAGAUUAAUGUGCUGCUAAAUCUAAUGACUUAAUUUGUAUCUAGUUGCUGUGUUCAGCUAUCAUUGAAUCCAUUGAUACAUCUCAUCCUGUUUGAGCACAAUUUUAACAUGGAUUUUUCUGAAGGAUGGUAUUUAGCUGAACACGGGAAUGUAGUGUUCUUUUUUUAGGGUUUGUGUGAAUGUUCUACAUUUUGGGUUGCUUUUCUAAGUUGCAGGAUCAGAUUUUGUUUACUAAAGUUUCAUCUUUCAGGUGCCAAGUAAGAAUUUCCUUUCCUCAUUCUUGUGUUUUUACCUUCUCCUGAUCUCAUUGUUCAUGUUCUUCUGCAGUUUUUCUAUGCUGGCCCUCUCAUCACAGGCAGGUGGUCUUAUAUUCGUUUGGUUCUAAUUUUUUUUUUGGUCCUUUUCAGAUUUAGGAAAUGAAGCAGAAAGGAAUGACAUCAGUGGCUAUCAUAUGGUUGCCUUUUCAUAUGGAGCCUCUAGUGAAUCAACUGAACAGAAGAAUACUGAUGCUGAGUCUAGUUUUCAGCCACCCUUCACAGUGCCUGAACAGUUAACUCAAAACCUGAUGCUCGGAGCAGGGAUUGGAGUUCCUCAAGGUUGCCAUACACAGGCACCUUGUCUUCUUUUGAUGUCUUGACAAGGGGCCGCGCAGGUGGGAUUAGGAUGAUAGAAGUUCAUUACUUUAUCGGGCAUCCUCUGCAGAUUAGAGGAUAGAUAUCUUUGUAGAGUUCUGUUUCUUUAUCUUAAUGGUUAUCUAAAUAUGUGUAUGAAAGUCAGUGAUACUUCUUGGGCCUAUUUAGUAAGAUGUCCUUUUCCUGGCGUUAUGCUUUCUUAAAUUUCCCAUUGUUGAAAGAUUUUCUCUCCUUGUUUUUUCAGCCUCCUACAGAGAAGGUGCACCAGAUUAUUGCUAGGACUGCCAUGUUUGUUAGCAAACAUGGUGGGCAGUCAGAAAUUGUUUUGAGAGUUAAACAGGGGGACAACCCAACAUUUGGCUUCUUGAUGCCUGAUCAUAAUCUUCAUCCUUACUUCAGAUUUCUUGUUGAUCACCAAGAACUUCUGAAGUCUGACAUUGAUGGCAAAUCUAUAGAAGAUGAGAACAAGAUAGAUAGUGGGGAUCAGAUGGGUGGUGGGGGUGGUGCAUUGUCAUUGCUUGGUUCUGUAUAUGGAUCUGGAGAGGAUGAAGAAGGAGCAAAUGAGGAUGGCCCAGCAUUUACCAAAAAUGACACUGAGGAUUCUGUUGAUGCUGCUGAUAAUGUAACCAUUUCUUAUGGAUCAGAACAAAACUCUUCUUCUUUAGAUGUUGCUGGGAAAGAUGAUUUGGUUUCUAAGCCUCAAUUUUCUUCUUUGAAAGAAAGGUCUCAAGUCAUAAAAAGAAAUCGUGCCAUCAGUUCAGUCAAGGCGGGAACCACAAUUGGGUCAAAGAGAUUUAGUGAUUCCAUGGCCUCAGUUUCCUCUACUGUGGAUAAGUUGCAACCUUCCAUCUCCCCUAGCCUGUCCAAGGUUGAACAGUCUAUUUUGGAGCCUCCAUCUGAUUUGAAGAGAGUGGUCGAAAAGAUAGUUGAGUUCAUACUGAGAAACGGGAAAGAAUUUGAAGCUGUUCUGGUUCAGCAGGACACUAAACAUGGGAGAUUUCCUUUCCUUCUGCCAUCCAACCAAUAUCAUCCUUAUUAUUUAAAAGCCCUCCAAAAGGCUCAGGAGUCAAGGUUAUCUGGCAAGAGCUUCAUUUCAGAGAAACAUGAUCCAGUAGGCCAUGCGUUGGACAGGAGAACGGGAACAAAAGAAAGUGAUACCCUGUCCUCAGCAUCAGAUAUACCAUAUGAAUCUGAUAGGAAAGAAAAGUUUAAAAUGGUAAUUGGAAAGUCAAAGAAGGAUGGACAGGACCCACCUUCGAAAGUCACCCAGCCACAAGUUGGAGUUAGUGUGGAUGCUGUUGCUGCUAUUCUUCAGGCUGCCACAAAAGGCAUUAAGAAUCCCAACUUAGAAAUGAUAUCUAAGACACUAAAUGGUAUUGGUCAAGGUCCUAGCAGUGAAGCUGGAGACAGCGUCCUUGCACCUUGGCCUCAAAGUUCCAACCAGGACUUGGACAAGAACUGGGAGCAUGGUGUUUCUGUCCCUCUAGCUAAAGCCAUUACAAAGACAAUGGCUGUUACAGCAGCAAGUGAAGCUGAUUCCUCAGAAGCAAGGUUGACCAGAGAGCAGAAGUUGAAGGCUGAGAGACUGAAACGAGCAAAGAUGUUUGCAGCCAUGGUAAAAAGUGGUGCUGCACCACUAAAAAGUGAACCAUUGCGUGGGGUAUCUGUAGAGCCAUCUGAAUCUGGGUUAUCUGGUUCUGAUUCUCAUGCUGUCCUUCCUACAGACCGAGAAAGGGAAAGUAGUUCUAUUCCAUUGGAUAUUGAUACUAAUAAUAGGAUUGAGAAAUCUGCCGAGGAAUAUAAUGAACGGCGAUCAAAGCGGAGCUAUCGAUCUAGAACUAAAAGGGGUGAAGAGGAAGAAGAGGAUGAGGAACUGAAAGAUAAAAGGGAUCACAACAAGCAUUCAAGGAAAAAGAGGCAUUCUCAUCGCAGGGACAGGCAUAAGCACAAAAAAAGACAUUCCUCUUCCCAGGAUGGAGAAUCUCAACAUCGACAUAAGAGCAGUAGCUCCUUGGAUGAACAUCAGCACAAGCAAGAUAGCUCUUCUGAAGAUGAGUAUAGGCGUGGUAGACAUAAGAAGCAUGAUAGCUCCUCAGAUGACGAGCAUAGACGCUCUAGAAGGAAGCACAGGCAUGAUAGCUCCCCCGAUGAUGAGUAUAGACACUCUCGAAGUAGGCGCAAGCUCGAUAGCUUCUCCUCUGAGGAGUACACACAUUCUCGACAUGGUCACAGGCAUGAUUCUGAUGAUGAGCAUCAGAACGCCCGACAUCAGCAUAAGCAUGAUAUCUCCUCCAAUGAGGAGAGUCGGCAUCAAGCCAAGUCUGUAAAACAUAGAAAGAUCCCUCGUUCAGAAAGAGAGAGAGACUUGGAGGAAGGAGAGAUCCUUACAAAAUCAGAUCAGUCAAAAGUUAGUGAGGGUGGGGAUGGUGCUAGUAGGGAAGCUUCUGUGGAUAUAUCAAAAACAUACCAAGAGGUAAGGGGCUCAUCUAAGCAGUCCGAUUCCACCGAAGUUUCUAAUGACCUUAGAGCCAAAAUUCGAGCCAUGUUAAUGGCAACCUUAUAACUAGCCAUAACAUACAUCUUAAGUUUAUUGCUUUGCAGCGAUUGUAUCUUAUUAAUUCUCCAGGUCACAAUUCUUGUAGAAAUCUGUUACAAGUUUCAGAUUGACGAAGGGUAUUUAACGACAUUAUGUUGAAAAUUUCCUCUCUAACGCUUUUCUUUGACAGUAA
This is a messenger RNA of Manihot esculenta (cassava), 4922 nucleotides long. RefSeq names its product splicing factor, suppressor of white-apricot homolog. The coding region runs from base 2366 to 4756 and encodes 796 amino acids. Gene Ontology annotation, biological process: mRNA 5'-splice site recognition; RNA processing. The record is from RefSeq and is a predicted model, not a curated record. Lineage: Eukaryota; Viridiplantae; Streptophyta; Magnoliopsida; Malpighiales; Euphorbiaceae. Gene Ontology annotation, molecular function: RNA binding. The transcript has 3 exons.